AUCAGUUCUUGUAGAGGUCCUGACUCCAGAGAUACAGGAUUCGGAGCGCAGGAACGCUCCUCGCACUACGGCCACCAACCCACUAGCCUAGUUGCGAAUCUGUGGGCAAACCAAUUGCGAACAACCCAGAUAUAUCCUGGCAACAAGCUUCACAAGCGACUGGCAAGCUCGAAAGUAGCUUACCAACCAUGCUUGCAGCAAGGCGCUGUUAGUUAUUUAAAAACUGCCAUUAGCGUUGUUGCAUGUAAUGUGAUAGGUACAAGGAAAUGGUACAGUUAUAGGCGGAUGACUAUGUUCAAGAAGUAGGUUUUAAGCAAGGGUCUCAGAAGCGAAUGGUAUACCAACUGAAUCCAGCAAGCGUAGUACAUGGUCAGCGGUAUAGCUGUGGAUCCCUAUGGCGACACCGUUCGUUAAUUAGGCCCUCGCCGCGCCCGAGUCGACACAUCGCGAACAGCGUAGCUCCGCAAGCAGCGCUGCCACUGGUGCGCAGCCUACCUCUCGUCAUAGGAUGGACUCACACGGUUGCAACAGGCUCCUACCACGGCGCCGGCCUGUGGUUCACCACGCUGUGCGCCCUGUCGGUGGCGCUGGGGGCCCUGUCGUACAACCUGAUGGCUGUACUUGAGGAGUACUUUGACCGGUUUGACCGCCGCAAAACGCAGGCGGUGCAGCCCCGCACCUACCUGCAUGGUGUUGACGUGACCGGCAGUCGCUUCCUGCGCCUGCCCCGAGUGGUGGCGGCGGUGGAGUUCGCGGCUGCAGCACACGCCAGCCAGCGCCGCAAGACGGGGGAGCCGUACGUACGGCACUGCAUUGAGACGGCUCUCAUUGUGGAGGCGUGCCUGCCGCAACACCACAGCGAGGAGGAGCAGGAGCGCCACGUGACGUGUAUCAUGGCCGCCGUACUUCACGACGUGUUGGACGACACGCCCACCGACCCCGCCUCGCUGCACGCCUCGUUCGGCCCCCGCGUGGCGGCGCUGGUGGGGCGCGUGUCGCAGCUGAGCCAGAUGAACCAGCUGCUGAGGAGGGGCAAGCGGCAGGGCUGGUCCCAGACCUCCCCCGACCACCAGCGCCGGCUGCGGCGCCUCAUCGUGGACCUGGCCUUCGAGGAGCCGCUGGUGGUGCUGGUCAAGCUGGCGGACCGCCUGCACAACAUGCGCACCGUGUGGGUGCUGCCGCGCGACAAGCAGCGCGCGGUGGCGGAGGAGAGCGCGGAGGUGUGGUGCAGCCUGGCGGAGUCGCUGGGCUGGGACGGAAUCAAGUCCGAGAUGGAGGACCUGUGUUUCGCGGUGCUGCAGCCCGCCACCUACUGCACCCUGCGGGCGGAGCUGGACCGCCUGUGGUGCUUGCCCACACUGGCAGUGGUGGAGGAGGCGGAGGGGCAGCAGGGGCAGGGGCAGGGGGGAGGUGCGGCGGCAGGAGGAGCAGGGGAGGGGACAGGUGCAGCAGCAGCAGCAGGGGAUGGUCUGGGGUUGCGAAUCGUGCAGCUGCCGCCGGGUUCAGCUGCCGCCGCUGCUGCUGCUGGUGGUGGUGCAAGCAGGUUGCAUUACACGCGGGCGGCGGGGGUGAGGGCGGCAUCGAGGAGGGCGGCGGCGGAGCGGCAGGAGCAGCUGCAGCUGCUGGAGUUGCAGGUGGAAGAGGAGGGGCAGCAGCAGCUGCUGCUGGUGAGGCAGCCGGGAGCGUGUGCGAGUGGGGAGGUUGGCGGCGGUGGUAGUAGCGGGCAAUCAGCGGCGGAGGUGGAGGCGGCGAUUGCGGCGGUGGCGGUGCCGCUGCCGCCUAGUGGAUCCGGCUCCAGGGCGCAUAUGACGCCUGCCGUGCCGCUGGCUUCAGCUGACCGUGACAUUGCUUCGGCGGUUGGCUUGGGCUGUGGCGGUGGUGCCCAUCACGAGGGCGGCACCGGUAGCAGCCCUAGCAGCUGCAGUAGCAGCAGCGGGAGCAGCAACAGCAGCGGCAGCGCCCGUAGCAGUACCUGCGUUGCAGAGGCCGGCAGAGGCAAUAUAAGCAGUGUAAGCAGUAGCAGCAGUAGCAGUAGCAGUAGCAAUAGCAUUGGCGGUGUUAACUGUAAGAGUAGUAGCAGCGGUAAGAGCAGUUGCGGCGUCUUCUCUCUGAACAGCAUUGGCACAGUCAGCAGCGACAACAGCAGCGAUGGCAGCAGUUAUCAUGCUUGCAUCUCUUCGUUGGCAGUUGAAUCAUCGCCCACUUGUACGACAAUGGAGUCCAUUGACGGGCCGGUGGUGCUGUUGGAUGACCAGGUCCUGCCGUACAAUGCGACGCAGUUUGCAACCAGCAGCAGUAGCAGAUCUGAUAUGAACAGCUAUGGCAGCAAUAGCAGCAGCGAUUGUAUCAGUAGCGACGGCGCUAGCAGCAGCAGCGGUGGCAGCGGCAGCAGCUCCUCUCUCCAGCUGCCGCUACCUCCUACGCCCUCCCAUGCUCCAGACCCCACCUCCUCAUUUUCUCCCCCAAGUUCCCCCAGCCC
Messenger RNA from Astrephomene gubernaculifera, 2479 nucleotides. The record is from the annotation of a GenBank genome assembly. NCBI's taxonomy places the organism in Eukaryota, Viridiplantae, Chlorophyta, Chlorophyceae, Chlamydomonadales, Astrephomenaceae.